UAAACAAAGAUCUCACGAGCAUGUUAAUUUCUUCCAGAAAUUUCAACAGCACUUCAGUGAGGGUCCUCCUAGAGAUAUAGGAGAGUUGGCAGUAUGCAGGCCAUUACUGUGGGGUCUGAAUUCCAGAGGGACAUAUUAUAUGAGGAUUCAGGAAAGGCAACUGAUUCUGCUCUUCAUACGGAUUUUUCAAAAGCAUUGCCAUCUGCGCAUAUGCUCAACAUCAACAACCAUGAAGCUUCAAAAGCAUUGCCAUCUGCAAGAUUUCUUUGUUCUGAUAAAAUGAAAAUGCUAGAAGGAAACAAUUACAAUGUUCCAAUGGCAGGAUAUCUGUACCCAGAUGGUGAAGGAGAACCGCAGAACAAGUUCAUGAGUGAAGAUGAGAUUUCAGUUCUUAAUCAUGUGUCUAGUUCACAAAAAUCUGAUGGAGAUCAACCUAAUGUUUCCCAACCUCACUUGGUUGUUACAAUUGCUGUCCCGGGUUCCCCUUCCAAGAGUGUAUCAAAGCGAAAAGCUAGGCAUCAACGGAAUAAUACUGAUCGUCUCAACAGGGCUAGGAUUUCUGGAGGCAUCAAAACAUUGAGAGAGCUUCUUCCAUAUUCUGAAGAGGGUAGUAAAGCUACUGUACUGGACGAUACCAUCGAGUACAUCAAGUAUUUGCAGCUUCAAAUUAAGACGCUGAGUCAAAGCAGAUUGGGUGGUGAGGCAACUGCUGCUCCUUUUAUUCAUCUUGAGGGUUAUGGACACUACCUGUUCCAUCCGGAUAUGCUUAAUGAACCCCUUGAAGAGAUGAUUGGAAGGUUAAUGGAGAUGGACAUUGCAACUGCAACGCAGCUGUUGGAUUGCAAGGGCAUGUCUGUGAUACCAAUUGCUCUGGCAGAAGGGGUCUUCCAAAAAAGAUGAGAGGCUAAUGGGUCAACCUUCUCUUCUUUGAUUUCUCCAAUGGAUAAUAUUUUUUAGUGAAACUGAAAGUUUCUUCAAAGUAUUUUGAUAUUUCUUCAAAAUCUCUCAAAACCAAAGAUGGUGGUAGUAACAGCUUUCAUGGAUAGGAUGUUUCACAGUUGAGAGAUAGUUUUGGUCACUGGAAAGAAGGGUACGCUUUU
Molecule: messenger RNA, 1100 nt
Organism: Telopea speciosissima
Lineage: Eukaryota; Viridiplantae; Streptophyta; Magnoliopsida; Proteales; Proteaceae
Product: transcription factor LRL1-like
Exons: 7
Coding region: 94-900 (268 amino acids)
Biological process (GO): regulation of transcription by RNA polymerase II
Cellular component (GO): nucleus
Molecular function (GO): protein dimerization activity; DNA-binding transcription factor activity, RNA polymerase II-specific; RNA polymerase II cis-regulatory region sequence-specific DNA binding
Source: RefSeq, a predicted model, not a curated record